UUACAACCAAGUUUUGUUGGUACUUUCUCGGUACUUGUUUCCCGCCGGUAAAUUUGUAAAUUUCAAUUUGCGGCCUCGCCAGCCAAACUGUCAUCCCGUACGGUAUCCCAGAGACUACACGUUCGCCCCCCGACACGUAAGUGCGAAAGUUUCUAACUCAAUACUGUUAUAUUGCAUACGCCACAAGCUCGCAACAGACGGAUAUCGCGGAAAUUAUCACUAUCGGGACCGUGUCGUGCUGUUGCGACCACCGUCGAUACUUUAACCGAACUGAAUCGUAAUAUUUCGCUAAUGUCGUUUGAUUUUAACAGGACGAUGGGCGAUUAUAUACACACAAACAUAGCUCAGGACAACGUAUCGAUGGUGCGUCUCGAGUUGGGGCAAAGCGAUCAAAUACCGUUGCGGCGACCAUUCGACCCGUUAAUCCACGACUUGGAUCCUCAUUUCAAGCUCACCCGGUUCGCCGAUCUCAAAGGACGUGGCUGUAAAGUGCCCCAAGAAGUCUUGAACAAGUUGCUGGAGGGUUUUCAACAAGAUGAGAACGGCCACAAUGAGCAGUCACAUUUCCUGCAUAUGACCAUGACCAAGAUCGGUAUUGGAAUGGAUGCCGCCGUCGUUCCCAUCAGACACGGUGGUCUGUCACUGGUCCAGACCACUGAUUAUUUUUAUCCGCUCGUCGAUGAUCCAUUCAUCAUGGGCAAAAUUGCUUGUUCGAAUGUACUGAGCGACCUGUAUGCUAUGGGCGUGACUGAAUGUGACAAUAUGCUCAUGUUGCUAUCUGUAUCAACCAAAAUGACUGAAAAAGAACGAGAUGUCGUGAUACCGUUAAUUAUGAAAGGUUUUAAAGAAACUGCAUUCGAAGCCGGCACAACAGUUACUGGUGGACAAACAGUAGUGAAUCCUUGGUGCACCAUUGGUGGUGUCGCAACUACAGUAUGUCAGCCUAAUGAAUUUAUUAUCCCAGACAAUGCGGUAGUUGGUGACGUUCUUGUAUUGACCAAACCUCUUGGAACUCAAGUGGCUGUAAACGCACAUCAAUGGGUGGACCAACAGGACAAGUGGAACCGAAUAAAACUAAUAGUUUCCGAAGAAGAUGUGAGAAAAGCAUAUCAACGUGCUAUGGACUCAAUGGCACGUUUAAAUAAAGUUGCUGCUAAGUUAAUGCACAAAUACAAUGCUCAUGGAGCAACAGAUGUAACUGGUUUUGGUCUUUUGGGUCAUGCCCAAACAUUGGCAAAACAUCAAAAAAACGAAGUGUCUUUUGUAAUUCACAAUCUUCCUGUGAUCGCCAAAAUGGCGUCUGUGGCCAAAGCGUGUGGCAAUAUGUUCCAAUUGUUACAAGGUCAUUCAGCAGAGACAUCAGGAGGCCUUUUAAUUUGUUUGCCCAGAGAACAAGCUGCUGCUUACUGCAAAGAUAUUGAGAAAGUAGAAGGUUAUCAAGCGUGGAUCAUAGGCAUUGUAGAGAAGGGCAAUCGCACUGCCCGGAUCAUCGAUAAACCAAGAGUAAUAGAAGUUCCAGCUAAAGAAAAAGAUGGAGAACUCUGGUAGGACUGCAAUUAUUGACUUAGUGCCAUUAACUUGAAAAGAUAUAAAGAGUAUGGAUUUUGUUUUAUUUCUUUUUAUUAUUUAGUAUCUAGCUCUCCAU
Molecule: messenger RNA, 1645 nt
Organism: Cinara cedri
Lineage: Eukaryota; Metazoa; Arthropoda; Insecta; Hemiptera; Aphididae
Source: the annotation of a GenBank genome assembly